Messenger RNA from Pimephales promelas (fathead minnow), 3654 nucleotides. RefSeq names its product HPS6 biogenesis of lysosomal organelles complex 2 subunit 3 (gene hps6). Gene Ontology annotation, biological process: protein localization to membrane; organelle organization; lysosome localization. The record is from RefSeq and is a predicted model, not a curated record. Lineage: Eukaryota; Metazoa; Chordata; Actinopteri; Cypriniformes; Leuciscidae. Gene Ontology annotation, cellular component: BLOC-2 complex; lysosomal membrane.
AUUAACAAACUCGUGAUGUCAGGAGGAGUGGGAGAGAAACAGACAGUACAAGAGAAAUAUACGUGUAUGUCGCAGGAUUUGUGGACUGUAUAGAUAUGACAGAGUCAUAUGAUGGAGUUAACGCGUGAAAUAAGCGCUGGACAUGAUUCAAGGAGAUUGUGGAUGAUCGCAGGUCCGAACUGAAAGUGCUUCCUAUUACAGAUCGACAUUUCAGCAAACAUGACGAUGCUCGCACUGGAACAAGUGACUGAUUUCGGAGAUUUUACGAAAGGAAAGGAUCUAAAGGAGUUUUUUAAACGAGAAUACUCCAACAUCUCUACUCAAAACUGUCUGUCCGAAGUGCGUCUGAGUCCAGAUGGACGUCACAUUCAUGUCAUUGUGCGUCAGCCCAAGAGUGGUCUUAUGACAUAUGACAAAUAUCAGCGAGCCCAUUUAAUGCAAUGCCAAAAGCACGUUGAUUUAGUGCUAACUCGAAAUGUUCCUAUAGUGGAUGUUAUUUAUAUCCCUCUAAGCAAACCAGAUGAUACAGCCCCUGUGUUGGGAGUGAUUUUUGAGAAUGGAAAAGUAGAAUUCUGGAAAUUCCUUGAGAGCAGAUCAGGCUGGCAUCUACUCCAGACUGUGGAUCUGUGUAACAGCCCUCGUGCAAAAGUAGUUUCUGUGUCUGUGUGUCAAAAUUUCAUCAUAUGGUGUGAGGAGCGACCACCAUCUGAGAACUCCAGUAGUGUGUGCAGCAGCUUCCGGUUCUGUAUCUGCAAAAAGACAGUUGAAGUUAAUGAGGGAGGUGUCAGUUUGGGAAAUGUGAAAAUUGCAUUGCAUAAUAAUCCUCGAUAUACGACCAUCAGUUCUGGCGAUUUGGUCUAUCUGCUCCCAGACAUGCGGGAAAACUCUUCAUUGGAUGUUUCGAAAGUGUUUCUUGUAUGGUCACCUGAACAUGACACCUUUAAAGUGCACAGUGCCUGUAGUUGCACACUUAUGAAAAGCUCAAGCAAAGAAUCAGACUUCAAAAGGCUUGUUACAGACUUCAUUGGCCUCCUACCCACACUAAAUCCCCCUAAAAUCUGUGGAUUCUCUCCCACUGGAUGUGGAGACCUCCUCCUCCUCCUCAGCACUGGUUGGGUAUGCAUUAUGAAGAGGGAUGGCUGUCUUCGCAACAUAUACAAACUUCCUGAUAAUUGCCUAAGUGCUAGUGGGACCCAAAACAGUCUGAAUAUGUAUAGUGAAGUCCUGGCACUAACAAUAGGCAGGACCCUCUUCUUAAUUGACACCAAAUGUGGCCUGGAAUUAGAAAGAAUAAGUCUGAAAACCGAAGGUCUUCUCUUUGUAAACUCUUUGGACAGUCACUCUCCGCAAAUGCUGUCAGAGACCGGGUUGUUUGUGGUCACGCAAACACAGAAGCCUUCUCCGACAUAUUCAGAAGACUCAAGUGCACUCUUGGUUGAGGCUGUUUUCGAGGAGGCGUGUAAAUACUAUCAGCAAAGAAGUCUAAGUAGCACACAGCUCACGGUGGAGAAGCUCAAAAAAGGUGGGAUGUUUCAAGCUCCCAUAUCGCUGGCUGCCAUCCUCCGAGAUUACCUCAGCAACCAGAAGACCAAAACUGGUGAGAAACAUUCCUCGGGUCAAGAAAGGCUCAUGAGCUCGCUCGAAUCAGAACUUAGGAGUCUCGUUUUGCUAGAGAACAUCAAAACGUCAAUGGUGAAGGCUUCUGAGAAAGAUCUAGCGAACUAUUGUGAAACCUUGGUGCAGCAGGAGAUCUGCCGGCUGCUUGGCGGUGAACUUGAGAAGGAAAAUCUUCGAUACCUGAACAGCAUCUUCCAACUCUUUCCCACUCAUUCCUGGCACGCCGUGCAAGCGGUUCUGCAUCUGAGGUGCAACGGUGAGGGAUCAUUGUCUUCUAAAGCUCCUGCUGAAUUGUGGAAAAUCAUCCUCAGCCCUGUGCAACCCACAGCGAACUUUGCUCACUGCAACGGUCAGCAGAAACACACUACAGUGAACCUGCCUGUUUUUGAGCUCUUGUGCCACUCCAUCUUCAAAUUCCAGCCCAGCUGGCUCCCCAGGUUUCUGGAAUUGGCACAACAGCAGAUGGGCACAACCUCCACAUCUUCCUGGAGUUACGGUGUGAAGGAGAGCUCUGAGAGUUUGCCGCUCUAUAAACGGGCCCUGACUGUGCUCCCUUGCAAAGGGUCCAACCAACACCUGGAAGUGGAGCUGCUUUUGUGCAGCGAGAGGCCUAAAGCGAUAAUGCAAGCAUUGCGGAUUCUCAUCGAACAAAGCCAGUGGGAACGGGUGACACAAGUUGCUGAGAGGUUCUGCCAGAAGAGCCCGCUUCUGAACAAAGAGAUUUUCAGCGCUCUGCUGUGCGAAGUGUCACAGCAUAGAGACCUGGACCCUUAUUUGGACCUGCUCUGGACUCUUUGUCCAGAGGACAUGACUGUGACGAGCAUACUCAAUAUUGUACUGAAAAACCUGCCGGAUUCGACGCAGAACUCGGGACCGUUCGAAGCUCACGGCAGCCAGGUCACCAUUGGGCUUUUGAAACCGCUUCUCAGAAAAGUUCUCCAAAGGGAGACCAAACCCAGCCACAGGUACGCAGAUAUUCUUCAGUCACCCACAGUUCCUCCUCUCACGCCUCCACGCCAGCCAAAGGGACUCUCCAGAGAUGCCGAACACAAGGAAGCCAAGCAGAGGACUUCCUCUUGAUCUCAAGUGACAUUUAGAGGCAGCCUGGUCUGACUAAUCAUCUAAAACCUUUCCAUAGACUGUUAUUAAAUAUCAUCCCAAAAUGAAAUCGCCUUCAUGUUGUUUCUAAACAUGUAUGACUUUCUUUCUUCUGUAAAUAACAAAAGAAGGUGUUUUGAAGAACUUUUUGUCCAUACAAUGAAAGUCAAUGGGGUCCAAAAGAAACUUUGGACCAUAUUCACUUUCUCUGUAUUGACAAAAAAAAAAAAAAAAACACUUGUUUUGUGUUUUACAGAAGAUAUAAAGUUCAACAGGUUUGGAUAGACAUGAUAGUGAGUAAAUGAUGACAAAAUGGUCAUAUUUGGCUGAACUGUACCUUUAAGAAUUAAGUACCUUGCAUGGUCUAAACAGAAUUAUGGCGCUUCUUCAUAUCAGAUCAUAUUUCAUUAAUCAUAACAAUUGUGUAGUAUUUACUGCAAUUCAUAGAUGUUUAACUAUUGCUUUAAUUAUUCCUGAUAUUGAAUGUAAUAUGCUGUUUUUAUGUAUGCUGAAUUUCAUCUUACAUUUCUUUUGUGUUUUUUAAACAGUAUUUUUCUUUUUCAUAACCUUCAGAUGUGACGUUUUUAUGAGUCAUCACAUGAAGGCAUGCUGUUACCCUGAUCCUUUUGGAGAUGACUAAGCAUUAUUCACAUUUCAUGCUCCAGAUAAUUUAUUUUAUAAACCCCUAGCAUAACAAUAUAUUUUUGUUUCUACUGACACUACAGUUUGUCAUCAUAUGCUAGUGUGAUUAUUAUUUUAUGAAAAUCGCAUGUGGAAGACCUAAGCUAAGAAUUGUUUUAGUCAUUAAUAAAAGUGUACAGUAAUAUAAAAUGUAAUGUGCAUGAUCCAGAUUUUUCAGGAUUGCUCUUGUAUUUAUUGCUACCACAGGGAUUUUAUCAUUGUAGGAUGCAAUUAAAUAUGACACAUGUAUUGCUGCCA